UCUAUCCCUAACUCAGCAUCUUAGAAAUAUCAUCAAAUGAGUUAACCUCUAUUCUCCUUCACCAUAUCCUAUAAAUACCCUUCUCAAACUCUAUAGAAAGAAAACAAAACAAAUACCACAUACUACGAUUUGCUCACCAUUGCCAAAAACAUAUAUUCCAACUUCUACAUUAAGCUCAAAAUAUGGUCAAACGUUUGAUUGGAAAGCUCAAAACUGAAUAUCUUCAACUAAUUCCUACAUACACAACCCAAAAUGCUGCUGAAAUCGUCGAUACGCCGCGUGGAAACACAUCAUUGGUGCCAAAUGAUGUGAAAGAAGGACACUUUGCUGUAUUUUCAGUGAAUCCUGAAGAGGAGCCACAGAGGUUUGUGGUGGAGUUGCAAUGGCUAACACAUCCAUCAUUCUUGAAAUUAUUGAAAGAAGCUGAAGAUGAAUAUGGAUUUAGACAAGAGGGUGUUCUUGAAUUCCCUUGUCGUGCUGAAGAAUUGGAGAAGGUUCUUGCCACUUGUGCUAUUGCUGUUUAAACUAAAUUAUCUACAAGUUGCUAAAAAUAUCAGACAAGGAAACGGUUGAACAUAAUUCUUUACGAUUUGAAUAGAAGGAAAUGAGUAUGCAAAGAUCUAAGUUAUAUUAGUUCAGUUUUAUUUUACUUUCUUUAAGGAUAUUGUCACUAUGCUAUAUUGUCUUAAAUAUAGUGUUUCAUGUAACUGUUUACUCAGAAUGAAUUGGUGUGGUACCUGUAAUUUUAUUUUAAAUAAAUAAAGUGGUAUUUCCUUAAUUAGAAUGGACAAACGAAAGCUAAUGUUAAUAUUCA
Molecule: messenger RNA, 814 nt
Organism: Lycium ferocissimum
Lineage: Eukaryota; Viridiplantae; Streptophyta; Magnoliopsida; Solanales; Solanaceae
Product: auxin-responsive protein SAUR32-like
Exons: 1
Coding region: 183-524 (113 amino acids)
Biological process (GO): response to auxin
Source: RefSeq, a predicted model, not a curated record